CCCCGAGAUGUCUUGCCCCACUUCUAUUUCGCGCGCGUGAGAGAGAGUAGGCGUCAGGGCGCGCGUUGUGGACGCCGCCCGUGGUCUUUCCCGGUCGCGGACCCUUGUUAUUUUUCUCAAUAUUUUUAUCUUCAUCUUCUCCACAAAUUCGAAACUCGUCACGCAACAACUUGUGACAAAAAACUAAACAACAAACGGGUAAACCAGAGUCUAAAAAUUAUUUUACAGAUAGAAAAAUUUGUCCCCAAGAAGUGAAUUAAAAAAAAAAAAUCCAUAUCCGUCCGAGUGUAAUAUUUAUAAAAUUGCUGUAAGUUAAUCCGUCGGUAUCUACCGUGAAAUAGUCAACCAAUCGAUUAAGUGAAAGCUCGACAGUCGACGAUGUGAAAAAAAAAAUUUAUAAAAAUCUAAUGUCCUUUGGUGUGAUGUCAGUGAAAUGAAGUGGCCUUGGCACUGUCCAACGUAAAAAUGAGUGUCAGGGUGGGGGAUUAUUAUUAUAAAUAACUGGGUCCAUUAAUUAGGGCAAUUUAUUCCCGCCCCAUCGGAUAUUGUUGUCAUAAAAACACAUCCCCCAUAAUCACACUUACCCACUUUUCCCGCAUCUCCGAUCGAUAAGCUCAAGGAGUCCGACUGGUUGUGUACAGCGGGUGCGGCUUACAAUUGGACAUUAUUAUUAACAAAAGGCAUGGCUGGUGUCUCACCAGCAACAAUAAGAACACCAAUGGGUAGAGCACGGAGUUAUCGCGGCGCCGGUUCGCCGGCCUCUGAAAUAUCAAUGGACCCAAGGAAUCUACAGGAUUCCAUAAACUCCAGUUCCAAUAAUUCAUCCGGUGUUUACAUCAUCAAUAGCCCGCAGGUUGACGUUUCGACCCAGGUCGACCUCAACGCAGCGAUGAUCCACGACUGGGACCGACGUGCGACCCCGAUGUACUCACGUGAGGAUUUCAAAGAGCAGUACUGCAUAACAAGCCGUCAGCUGGACGCGGUUGAGAAAUCCGGCGGCGGAAUAUUCGGUUGUCUCUCCACGAAAGGACUGUCACCCUGCACAGCCACCAGGGUCUCGAUUCUGUCCGCGUGCGUUCGCAGUGCGUCCAGCGAUGAAAACCUUUGCGACGCACCGUAUCCACGGAAACCGUUUCAAAUAUUCUACCAGCAGCCCUAUCCAUCUUACCACCGGGGGAUCACUCGCUAUGAUCUGGACGAAGACGAAUGGGUCAAUACUUCGUACUUCCGAAGACGGCCCACGUCUUUCUGCACUAUAUCAGAUCCAAAAAGGUACACAUGGUUACAAGAGGAUGAAGAGUCGAUGAGAUUAGAAGGACCAAGAUCAGUAUUGACAGCAAUAAACCAGCCGCAUGCUGUUGGUAUCCAUAAGCCGAAGCACGUAAGCUUUGCUCGGUCACAUACUUUGACAUCAUUCGAGAUUGCAUCACGUAGCAAAAGUCCACCGAGACCUCACGCUCAGGAACGACUGAUUGAUACUCAGCCAACUGCGCAAGCGUGCAUUGCACCAGCGGCAAUGAUCCACCCUUACCCACCUCCAGAACCUAAAAUACUUAUCCUAGAAAAAAAUAAACGGGGAGUCAUGAAAACCCAGGCUACACAAACGGACUUGCCAACGGGGUUGCGACGUGAACCUCCGGUGACAUUGAGUCCUCGGACGAUACAACGGGUGAAGAUGGUGUCCCAAGGCGCCCAGACCAAUGGGAUAAUUAACGGCAGGAAAUUGACCAAGAGUUAUUCGGAAGCUGGGCAAUUUGGUGCGCCUCUGGGCACUAAUGGGACCAAUAGGGAAGAACCAGUAGAGCAUGAGCCAUUGCAGAGGACGCAGAGUGAAGAGCCACCUAAAUCUCCAUUCCUUAUUGACACGCCGCCUAAAUCACCAGCCAGAGACUAUGGUCUGCUGGUUAACGGUGACCUAGAGUUCACGGGAAAGCGGUUGUCAAAAGAAGAGGAAGAAAUUUUAAUUGAUUUCAAACCGGCUCCUGUGUCUCCUGAUGCGCGCGCUAUGUUGAAACAGAUGCCGUUAGUUUGGCGGAGGCCUAUAACUCUACAGAAAACGCUCUCUGAUGGUGAAAUCCAGGUUGAGAGACGUGAAUUAAUUGAUGAAGCUGGAGCGCCGAGUUAUCCUCAUACUUGUCGGCGUAAUUAUCAUGACCCUUGGAGUAGAAAUAUCAGGCCACCCGUCCAAUUUUCAUCGACGCCUGAUGAUUUAUCACUACUACGUAUUCAAUCAUCUCACGAAGACAUUCACGAAGAGGAAUUCCAUGAGAAUAUUAUUCGUCGCGGAUUAUUUCGUAAAAGAAGUGUAUCACUGGAAGACGGUGUUCAAGAUCUGGCUUCCAGUGACUUCAUUUUACCACGAUCGCUUCCAACCUCCCCGACGUCACCGACUGCUAUUCAGGGAAUUAGAAAAAUCGAAGACAGCCCGCGUUAUGAAAUACGACGACCUAGUUUCUUAAGAACCUGCCCAAUAGUUGGACCAAUUACUUCCCCAUUUGCAUCGAGUGAUUCACUGAAUAAUGACGUCACUAAAGAUCACAGCGAUGGGAUUUGGAAUGAAUCCCAGGCAACGGUACUCCAAGCUGACACCCUGGCUCUAUUGACUCCGUCAUCUCGCAGACGUCAUCUUCUGCUUCUUCAGCACCAGCAGCGAUCUUCCAUGGAUACCGAAACCCUAGACGUGGAAGACGACUUAGAAAUUUGCCCACCUAGUCCGCGAAUCCUAUUGGAACCUCCAUCGAUCGUUCACACCCCCAGCGAACCAAUCCUAAUAAACGGACGUCCACGAAGUGGCCUUCGUCGUCGCAGUCCUGGUCCCCCUUAUUCCUUACCGCAGUCGCAGUCAUCCAGCGAACUGGCUCUGAGUAUCGGUCGCACGGAUUCCGGACGUACAAACACGACCGAUCUCUCAGAAGCCUCAACAACCGAGGACUAUGUCACUGCCAAUACGUCAACCGGCACGGGAACAACAACCGGGACAUCAGCGACCAUUAGCUCAUGGUCACGACCCAGUGGCUAUCAUGCGUCAUUGAGUGCCUCGGCAUCAGCACCCGCUUCUACCACUGCGACAGCUGCCGACGGUAGCUCAUUUGAAAGCGCCAGCUCAAUUUAUAGUCUCGCCAGGAGCGAGGCGCUCCUUGAGGAUCUACCCGCAAGUCCGAAGGCGAUUUUCGAAGACAUAGAAAUGCCCUUCGACUUGGCGGAAUUGGUCCCACCCUCGCCGGCAAGGUCUACCACCAGCAGUAGCUCUGGUAGCUAUGACCUUGAUGACGCGAUGCCUGAGCCUUGUCCUGAAUCAUUUGCAACGGCUCCGCUAAGCGGACACACUUCUGAAGCCGAGUUAGAUCACGACUAUCACAGAACACCAGAAAUGCGACGUUUAUCAUCUGGCUACGUAGAGUCACCCCCAGAACCUCAUACCUGGACAGAUGAGGAGCCACGUAGGAAGUCAUUCGUCCUCGACUUUCCAGCUGGUUUGGAAAUCGAUCACAAUCACCAUUCAGACCGAAUUGAAUUGGUGAUGGAUAACGCGGAUAUUAGUCCGACUCCCAGUCACAGGCAUCGCCCGCGCACGAAACUGACAACUGGCAGAAGUCCGUAUCGUAAUAAUAAAAAACGUGACCCCCAAUCGCCUAUUUCGACGAUAUCGCGAAGCCCUCAGAAGGAGGAAUGGAAUAGAGAAACAGUUGAUGACUCGGUACAGAUUCCAACUUCUGAUGAUUCUAGCUGCAGUCAUCAUUACCAUAUGCACCAUCAUCACCACCACGUUCACAGAGACAAUGUGGACGCACGUCAUCGUAGACCGAGAGAUAGUCCACGUCGCAAAACAAGCGGCUACGUCUCGGCUCGUAGACGAAGCAAUGAGGAUAAGAAUGCGGCAUUCACUGGGAGCUUACCAAGACGUAGGUCCCGCCCUGUGGAUGACUGUUCCAACCGUUUAAGUCCAGGUGGCAGGUAUCAACGCAGUCCCGGUCACAAUGGGCACACUACCGUCAUCGUCAAGUCUCCGUCGUGUCUGGAGACCCGGUUGAAAGCGUUAUCAGCUGAAUCAUUGAGGUCCGUUAGUCCUGGUAGUGACAGCGUUUUUUACAGCGAAAGCGCCGAUUUGUGUGCUGCCCAUCAUGACGCAUCUCAUUGCCACAGUUGCGGGAAAGAGGUAACGGAAGAAAUAGUCCAGCCACCAGCAGGAUUCGCCGAUUCGCCUGAGGGUCCGCGGAUCAUUGCCAAGCACUCUGGGCACCGGUUGUACAAAAAACUCGACAAGCGAUACCGAUCUGAAGACCGUGGCGAGCGUAGGUAUCAUCGCAACAAUGGGAGAUCAGACGUCCGAGCAAAGUCUGAAGAACGCGGUGGACGAUCCUCUAGCAGAGGCUCCAUCGAAGAUGGAAUCAGACGUCGUCUUCAUGCCAGAAGUACUGACGUCAGCAUGGAAACAUUAGCAUAUCGGGAAGACGAGGACACUUACAUCGAGCCGUACACCGGAAACGAGUGGAUCUAUAUUGGGGAGCUGGAAGAAAGUCAUGUUUGGAAGCGUCCCGACAGCCGUGACGGAGAUGAUGAAUCAUCAGAGGGUCCAAUAAAAGAUCGCAGAGGCUCCCAAGGCUCGACGGAGAGUGAAAAAUGCUUCCGGAAAAAGUACCAAGCAGCGACUCAUCGCAUGGUUCAUCGGAAAAGUAGCGGCGAAAUGUACAAAAGAAUGCAGAGCAAAAGUUUCGAGAGUGAUAAAACGGUGAUAGUGAAGCGAGAAGCUGGAGGGGAAUUCGGGUUCCGUAUCCAUGGAUCCAAGCCCGUCGUGGUCUCGGCAAUCGAGCCGGACACUCCAGCAGAAAGUUCUGGACUGGAAGUCGGGGACAUCAUUAUGUCAGUGAAUGGACGGAGUGUCAUGGACGCGACCCAUUCGGAAGUGGUCAGAUUGGCGCAUUCGGGACCUGACGUUCUGGAGCUCGAAGUUGCGAGGACCUGCAACGUCUUGGCACCCAGAGUUCCCAAGAGCCCUAAGGAAUCUGCUGAGGUCGCUGUCUACUCGGGUUACUUGUGGCGACGUGCGACGACAUUUAACGCCGCGGGUAUUGCGACGGACAAAUGGGUCCGGAGAUGGUUCGCUUUGCGUCGUGAUAACUGCCUUUACUACUACAAGACUGAUACGGAUUCACAGCCAGUUGGGGCAGUGAUGCUCUUAAAGUACGACGUCGAGGCAACACAAGAAAUUAGGAACCACAGCUUCGCUAUCAGGAAAACUGGAGCACCGUCGCAUCAUUUGGCUGCUGAUAACGACGAGACCAUGCAGAAUUGGAUGACAGUCAUACGAGAAGCUGUCGAACGCAAUAACCAGGCGGACACGUGGCUUGAUGCCUCUGUCAGGAUGCAACAACUCCCUGCAUGUUCUAUCCAGCGGCCAGACUGCUUCGGGUACCUCAGCAAGCAGCAGGACCGUGCCAAGAAAACUUCCUCGCCGACUGGAUGGUCAAGACGAUACUGCGUUUUGAAAGACGCUGCGCUGUACUUUUACGAUGACGCAAAUGCGGAAAAGGCUUUUGGAGUUGCGUGUCUUCAUGGAUUCCGGGUCCACGGAAGCGCACCGAGUGGCGGCGGUCGUAAGCAUGCAUUUGAACUGCAGCCGUCUGAUCCAACCCAGAGGAGUUACACUUUUGCCACCGAAACUGAGAUGGACAAAAAAAGGUGGCUGGCCGCGCUCGAGUACUCAAUCGAUCGAUGGAUAAAAGUGGGUUGAUCGGUUCCGUGGAUUGCUUACGAUUAGACGUAAUUUAUGACUUUAAUAUAUUUAUAUUUAUAAUCACAACUAAUGAUUACGUGGAUCUUGAGUCAAUCAUGAAGAUUUUAACGACGAUUUUCAUCGAAUUAUAAAAAGAAUAUAAAUAUAACAAAAAAAAAUUAUUUAUUAAUAGUUUAAUUAUUUUGUUCAUUCGAAUUCAUAAUACGAAAAAUAUAUAUAUAUAA
Messenger RNA from Microplitis mediator, 5958 nucleotides. Its product is annotated as gamma-2-syntrophin. The transcript has 15 exons. Gene Ontology annotation, molecular function: protein binding. NCBI's taxonomy places the organism in Eukaryota, Metazoa, Arthropoda, Insecta, Hymenoptera, Braconidae. The coding region runs from base 683 to 5731 and encodes 1682 amino acids. The record is from RefSeq and is a predicted model, not a curated record.